Molecule: messenger RNA, 585 nt
Organism: Babesia bigemina
Lineage: Eukaryota; Apicomplexa; Aconoidasida; Piroplasmida; Babesiidae
Exons: 1
Coding region: 1-585 (194 amino acids)
Source: RefSeq, a predicted model, not a curated record
AUGUCGUCGUUAAUUGUUUUUCUAGUCAUAUUUUCCGCCCCCAACGCAUUCGCUGGGAACUUACGUGAGAAUGAGGUAGCUUCAGUAGGGGAGACCCACAUGACGUAUUCCAUGUGGUUGAAAUUGUGUGAAACAAGUGAAAAACGCUUUAAAGAAAGGCAAGAUGAAGCUGUGGUGGAAUCAGCAAGCGUUGCUAAGAGCUCCAAAGGUAGCGUAGUUCAAGCUUUUGAAAGUUUCAAAGCACGUGUUUCGAAGGUGACGAUCUCAUGCCAACAAUUGGUCUCUCUGCCAAAUACUCCAACGCAACUCGCAUUUAAAGGUCAGCCAGAUGAAGCUAAUGAACUGGACAAAUCUGCAAGAUUUAUCGGAAGGCAAAUUAUGCACGCUAUAAUCAGCGCUCAAAAUCAGUAUAUUAUAUAUAAGGUCGUGUUAAACAGCGAUAAAGAAAAUCCCAAUUACGUCGAUGCCGCCGAUGUAAUUGAGAAAUAUGUUCUGCAUUUGAAUGUCAUCAGCUCGUCAAUCGAUAAGGUUAAAAAUUUUCUUCUUGUACCUGCCGUACUUGCAAUUCACUCGGUUUUAUUCUGA